AUGGCCGGAAGCUCGCAUGAGACACUGCCCAAGGCGACCCGCGAGGAGAUGCGGGAUGCCAAACUCCCCAUUGCCUACCGAGACAGCUGCGCGAACCUCCUCAUCCCCCUCAACCGAUGUCGCCAGGAGUCGUACUACCUGCCGUGGAAGUGCGAGGACGAGCGACACAGCUACGAGAAGUGCCAAUAUGUCGAGUUCAAGAAGCGAGUGGUCAAGAUGAACGAGUUGAGGGAAGCCAAGGAGGGCGCAAGGAGCAACUAG
Molecule: messenger RNA, 261 nt
Organism: Neoarthrinium moseri
Lineage: Eukaryota; Fungi; Ascomycota; Sordariomycetes; Amphisphaeriales; Apiosporaceae
Exons: 3
Coding region: 1-261 (86 amino acids)
Cellular component (GO): mitochondrion
Source: RefSeq, a predicted model, not a curated record